GUUGGGAGAAAGUUGGUAGAGUGCAGUUCACAAUAUUCUCUGUGGUUUGCAGCACAGCUGAACGACGUCUCUUUGAAUCUUUUGGAUCAUAGACGGUCAUUCGGCGAAAACUGUGCUAUGGUGUGUGCGGUGAAAAACUAGGUGAACUGUUUUCCGAAGUUCCUCGUUUAAAUUUGUUUAAAUUUUUGAGAAAACAGUGUUUUGGACCCCUCCGUAAUUUGUGUAUUUGAUACAUUUCUUUUGCCACAAAAUAAAUUCACCUAUUUACUUACGCUUCGAAACAAGUGCUAACCCAUAAAUUAAGGACAAUUUUGCGCUUCUUGUCGGAGCGUCUCUGUAUUUGACGUACAAUGCAGAAUCACAGUGAAAAUAUCAACUCGGAGUUCAUUGCGAAAAGCGCAGUAGAUUAUGCUCCAAACGAUUCUGAUUCUCGCAAUAAUCAGAAAGUGCAAGGUAAUGCAGCCAGUAGUGAUUUCAUUUUAAAUGAGCUGACGUCGAAUGUGUCAAAUGCUGAAGAGGAAAAUAAUUUCUGUGAUGUGAACGAAAAAUCCAGUAACCAAGAUCUGGAAGAAAGGGGGUCAUGUAAAUCUGAAAAAGAUACGGACAGUACAAAAAAUGUUGAUGAAAAAUCAUCUGUUCGUAGUGAUGUCAUUCCAGAAGGUUCAAAUGAUAAAUCAACUACUUUAGAAAAUGAAGAAAAUGAUGAAUGGAUGGAUAUUUUAGGUAGUGGCCAAUUGAAGCGAAAAAUUGUGAAACGAGCUGAGAAUACAUUUCGACCUCAAAGUUCUUUUAUAUGUGAAAUAAAUCUUGAAGGACAAUUAGAGGAUGGAACAAUAGUUGAUAAAUUUGAACAUCGGAAAAUUCAAGUAGGGGAUGCUGAGCUAAUACAAGGAUUAGACUUAACACUUCCAUUGAUGGAUGUUGGCGAGGAAUGCUUGGUGGAAGUAGCUCCUAGAUUUGCAUAUGGGACUCAAGGACGAGCUCCUGAUAUACCUCCAAAUUCAAAAAUUACGUAUAGAAUUGAAUUAUUAAGUGCUGAACCAGAACCUGAAUUAGAAACAAUUCCUAUUGCCGAAAGGAAGCGAAUAGGAAAUGAGAAAAGAGAACGAGGAAAUUGGUGGUAUGCUCGCCAAGAUUAUACCUUUGCGAUUCAGUGUUACAGACGAGCCCUAGAGUUCUUGGAUGAUGUAGAAGGGGGUAUAAGUCACUUGCCCAAAGAAGAGGAUCAGAGAUUAUCUGACGAGCUACAAAACCUUUUUGAAGAUCGCCUAAAAGUGUACAACAAUCUUGCUGCUGCUCAAAUGAAAAUCAAAGCUUAUGACACUGCAUUGCAGUCAGUUGAAAAUGUACUCCAUUGCCAACCAAAAAAUGUCAAAGCUCUUUUCCGGAAAGGAAAGAUUUUGGCAGCAAAAGGAGACAAUGCAUCUGCUGUAGCAGUACUCAGGUCUGCCAGCCAACUUGAGCCUGAUAACAAAAUUAUAAAGCAAGAAUUGCUUCGGCUAGUGUCCCUACGUAAUGAGGAUUCAAAGAAUGAAAGAAAUCUCUACAAAAAGAUGUUAGGGCAGGAGAAGAGUACAGCUAGUAGUACCAAAGGAUCUUCUAAGUCUUAUCAGAUUCGUUGGGGUAUUGUUUUUGGAAGUGUAGCUGCAGUUGUAGCAGGCAUGGUGGCAUAUCGUUACAAGUUCCUCUAACGGAGAUGCAAAAAUUAUUUACACAAGGAAAAUCUGAACUUGGUUUAGUGAGCCAGUGUCAUUCCUAGUGCAUAAAGCUGCUAUAUAUAGCUCAUUUUUACAAUUGCAUUGACUUCUCAGAAAUUUAUAUUGUUGAUAUUGUUAUAAAUAUAGGUAUUGUAAAUGAAUUGUUUUGUGUAUUAUUAUUUACCUUACUUUGUACAUUUUUUACUAAAGUGUGUAUUGAGUCAUGUCAUAGUGUAUAUUACAUUUUCAAAGCUGCAUCAUUUGGUGGCAGUGCAUCUAUAGUAAUGUUUAUUUGGGAAUGGUUUGUAGACACAGUAGGUUAUGACCAAUAUUGGUAUAACCUCUGAAAGUAUGCAAUAUAUUUAUUAAAUUGGAGACUGAUUUUGAUUUC
Gryllus bimaculatus (two-spotted cricket) is the source of this 2088-nucleotide messenger RNA. Lineage: Eukaryota; Metazoa; Arthropoda; Insecta; Orthoptera; Gryllidae. The record is from the annotation of a GenBank genome assembly.